AUGCCACGCAAAAGCAAGACAGCAGAGGAUGAUGAUAUCGAAAUAACGGUAACGCCUCCUCCUGCGACGAGGUCCAAAUCUAAAGCUCGAACGCCUCCUACAGGAUUAAGGCAAAGGAUAAAAAAUGCAGUCGAUGGGACAGGAAAAGAGGUGGAAGAGUUGAAUGUCAAAUUGAAGAAAGAGGAGGAUGGUCAUUACAAACUUCUUGCUCCCGGUACACCCUUCAAUGAAAUUGAUUUGAGCGAAGCAACUUUAUCUCAUCAGCAGCAUCAUCACCAUCAUAUACAUCUGAAACAAGUCACCUGGAAAUCAUGGCUCUUCGGAAGAAAAUUCUUCUUUCCAGCAGGUGUAUUACUUGGAGUUUGCAUCUCACUUUGGGCAGUAGACCUGACCAGCUUGCCAGCGGAUAUGAAAGAUAUUUGGGCUACUUUACCAGCAGCUUUGGAUCCUAGAGAUUUACUAGCCAAUUUGACUGUUGUUGAAGGUGCAAGAAGAGCAUUGGAGAAUAGAGAUUUCACAGUUGGAGAAUCGUUAGCGGAACAAUAUGGUCUACAAAAACAACAUCCCAUAAUAUUAAUACCGGGAAUCGUAUCUACUGGAUUGGAAAGUUGGGGUACUGAAGCUAUUGCUAGACCAUUCUUCAGGAAGAGAUUAUGGGGAACAUCCACUAUGAUACGAGCUGUCUUGACUAACAAGGAAAGAUGGAUUCAAGCACUUUCUAUAGAUCCUGAAACUGGUUUGGAUCCCCCUGGAUUCAAGAUCAGAGCUGCUCAAGGUCUGGAUGCUGCUUCAGAAUUCAUUCAAGGGUACUGGAUCUGGCAAAAGAUUGUAGAAAAUUUAGCUACAAUAGGGUACGAUACGAAUUCAAUGGACAUGGCAGCUUACGAUUGGCGAUUGGCUUAUUAUAACCUUGAAACACGAGACUCGUAUUUCACGAGGUUAAAAACAAAAAUUGAGGUAAUGAGGAAACACAACCGUCAAAAAGUCGUGCUAUGUUCCCAUUCCUUGAAAUGGGUCGAAUCGGAUCCUGCUGAGAAUGGAUUCGGCGGGGGAGGAGGUGCAGCUUGGGUAGAGGAGAAUAUCGAAUCGUGGGUGAAUGUCGCAGGUACCAUGCUGGGAGUCUCGAAAGCUAUGACGGCUUUCUUGUCUGGGGAGAUGAGAGAUACUGUUGAACUCCAUCCAGCGGGUUCUUGGGUACUGGAAAAGUUUUUCUCGAGAAAUGAAAGAGCAAAAUUAUUCAGACGAUGGCCUGGUGCUAGUUCGAUGUGGAUGAAAGGAGGCAACAGGAUAUGGGGUGAUCAUGAAUCAGCGCCUGAUGAUCCUAUAAAUGCGACCGACACACAUGGACGAUUCUUCUCAUUUAGACAUCCGGGAGUACCAGAGAAUGAAGAAGCUUUACAUUUCGGAACUGUAUCUCCUAAUCUGACACUUAACGAAGCUGGACCAUAUGUCUUAACUCAUACUCCACCAAGUUUCCAAAGAAUGCUUGAAAGCAAUUACAGUGUUGGAUUUGAAAAUGACGUGAAGAAACUGAAAGAAAAUGACCGGGAUCAUACUAAGUGGAGCAAUCCUCUAGAAGUCAGAUUACCUGAAGCUCCUUCGCUCAAGAUAUAUUGUCUUUAUGGACAUGGAAAAGAAACCGAAAGGUCAUACUGGUAUAUGCAGGGAGAGUAUGAGCAAGAUGAUACACGUUCAGAUGCGGAGAAUGAAGAUGCCUUUUGUGACACAACAGAUCCCUCGAAUGGAUGUAAUAACUCUACAACACUGAGAUCACCAUUGGAUUUCCCCUUAUCAAGAAAACAUUGGAUAGAUUCAGCGAUCACGGUCAAAGGCUCAUUGCCCGAAGUCAGAUCAGGUGUCAAAUUCGGUGAUGGAGAUGGAACGAUCCCAGUCAUCAGUCUAGGUAGUAUGUGCGUUAAAGGUUGGAAUGGCACGACGAAAUGGAAUCCUGCGGGAAUAGAGGUAGUCACUCAAGAAUAUCUCCAUUCACCUGAAAGUUUAGAUCUCAGAGGUGGGCCUCAAACAGCCGACCAUGUGGAUAUCUUAGGAUCUACACCUCUCAAUGCGGCCAUUUUGAAAAUAGCAGCUGGAAGAGGUGAUUUGGUGACUCAACAAAUCGGUUCAAACAUAUUCGAUUACAUAGAAAAAAUGGAUUGGAACUAA
Molecule: messenger RNA, 2163 nt
Organism: Kwoniella shivajii
Lineage: Eukaryota; Fungi; Basidiomycota; Tremellomycetes; Tremellales; Cryptococcaceae
Exons: 25
Coding region: 1-2163 (720 amino acids)
Biological process (GO): triglyceride biosynthetic process; lipid storage
Cellular component (GO): cytoplasm; perinuclear endoplasmic reticulum
Molecular function (GO): phospholipid:diacylglycerol acyltransferase activity
Source: RefSeq, a predicted model, not a curated record